AGUCCAGACUUAGUAGCACCACUACUAUUUCCUGGAAUUUUGAUACCCCUCGCUAAAUGGUGAUUUGUCUCUUCCCUUUUCUUUUCAGUGGUUUUUCUUCUGUUCCGACCAUUAUACCCACAACGGUCGUACUGCUUGGGGAACUUUAACCCCCCGUCAGCCCUCUCUGUGUCGGGGCAGUUGAACCCCUCUCGCUACUUUGCCCGUUCAGCCAGCCUCCCCCCGCCAGGUUUCGGGCUAAAUUGAUAGCGCUAGUGCCUGGUGAGUAAUCUGCCUCUUGAGUUCUAGUCCUUAAAGCCAUAUACAUACCUAGGCAAGGGCAGAAACCAAAUAGUCAGAAAUAAGGAAACAUGGCGUUAGAACUUCUGCUUUCCCCAACUUCCCUGCCAACGUUUAUUUGAUUAGAUGACUACGAUACGUGCGACGGAACCAAUGCGAGGAACUCUCAUUGAUACCACUGAGUUCCUUCCUGCAUGCUAAUAGAUCCUGAACAGAACCACGUCUUGAGUCUCUCUUUCUACAAAUACACUUGCGCUUCUCGUCCCCUCUCCUUUCUUUCGAGGGUAAGUGCCUAUCACGACCUGUCCGUCUGAAGCUGUCAUGAGUUUAACAGGGUGGUCGACAGGGCAAGACGCGAGCUUAUAACUAGCAUAUCUUCUACUCAAUAGCGUUCCAUCUCUAGUACAACAUAGAGAUUAUGUAUAAUUAGCAUGUCGGCUACUUCAUUUCUGGACAAACCACUCCUCAAAGUCAGUCGACCAGUGGCUGCUUGCUCAAGAUGCCGAACAGCCAAAAUCAAAUGUGACGGGAAGCUUCCGGCCUGCUCCGCGUGCGAAAGGGUCGGGAAAGCGAGCACCUGCUCCGGCGCAAGUGACGAAUUCGCCAGAGGAAAGGAAAGAAGCUAUGUCGCCUCUUUGGAAGGUUACUGCGAACGACUCAAAACGAAGAUUGACGAUCUUCGCCGCCUCAAAACAUCAUUAUCAGUGGACGAAAGGGGUGUCGCCCAUCAAAGUUCGAUCACCUCCAUCUCCUCGGCAGGUACUGUUGCACAGGAAGGUGGCAAAGAAGUGACUGACAUCGAUGACCUCGUUGGUGAUUUUGGCUUCUUGUCCGUCAAUGCGACUUCGAGAGACUUCCAUGGGAUUACUUCGAAUACGUCUUUCGCCAAUCUUCUUCUGUCCCUGUCUCAAGCUGAGUCGAUACCAAGAACGACGGCGCAGUCAAUACCGCCACGCCAUGAGAUAAUGCCCGUGCUACAACACUAUUUCGACAACAUCUACAUACAGCUUCCAUUUUUCGCCGAAACGAGCUUCUGGACAUCUGUGGAUGCGGUCUACCAAGCUGGGGGGCGCUUUGCCAAGCCCUUUGACAAGUGGAUUGUGCAUAUGGUCUUAGCCACUGCGUCUGCGUCUAUCUCCCUCGAGAUCGGUGAUAGAAGUCAUCACAGAGCGUUGUCUCAUGUUUCAAUGGCAAUGAAUCAAGCCGAGGACGUCGUCCGUCCCGGUACUAUAGCCGGUAUCCAGUCAAUCCUCCUGCUUGCCCAAUAUUCCUUAUUCGACCCCCAACACUUUCGCAGCUGGUACUUAGUAGGGAUGGCUGUCAGGGUAAUGGUCGAUCUAGGCCUACACCAGGACCCGCCUUUGGAUGUUCAGUCAGCCUCGGAGCAGUUGGACCUGCGCCGCCGUGUUUUCCAUUGUGUCUAUUGCUUGGAUAGAGGAAUAAGCACUGCCUUUGAAAGAACCUUCUCGUUCUCGGACGAUUCCGUCGAUGUUGCUUUGCCGUCUUCUGCCACGUCCCUAGGGGCUUCACUAACCGAAAAGAGCCAUAUAUUUUUACGAAGCUCGGAGCCUGCGUGGCACAUCGUCAGAAUUCGCCAAAUACUGUCGGAGGGUUACCAGAGAAGAUAUUUUCAUGAACACGAGACUUCUCUUCAAGCUCCGGCCUCGACGUGGGCUCUCUGCUCAAAAGCAUACGAGUGGUUUGAUAAAAUCCCGAGUAAUAUACCAAACCACUUCCCCAUCCUGUACCGAUUGGAGCUAUCAUACGCGAUAGUCGUGAUUCUCUCUGCUGGCGACGAACAGACCACACUAUGUGAUUACAGCAAGAUUGUUCUGUUCCAUUGCUGCAUGCGGUACAUCAAAGAACUCUAUGAGGUGCUGAAGAACCCUGCCUGGCUGCCCCUGAUGACCUUCCUGGAUAUUCAGAGGACGUAUCAAGUUGGCCGACGAUUCAUACGAGAUGUGACAGAAAACCAGGACCUUCUCUUGAACCCGUCGAUACCCGCAUUACCCUCAAUUCCUCCGGAGACCCCGGAACAGCUGAUUUUGAAUGGUGAAGAUUGUAUGAGCUUCCACGCGCGCGCCUCGGAAUGUCUUUCUCAGAUCAACAAUCUCCUCCAAUAUGGUGCAAGCAAGUGGGGAGCAACCAGCAUACUUGGAGACUUCCAGCAAAUGUGCGAGCCCGCCCGGAGCCGUCUAUUACAUGCAUCGAACCCAUAUCUGGCAGGUUCUGGGGCCUAUAUGGCUGGCUACGCUUCAUUGGUGCCUGCAGGAACAGGAUACCUAGGCUUUGACAUUGGAUAA
Aspergillus welwitschiae is the source of this 2582-nucleotide messenger RNA. Its product is annotated as Zn(II)2Cys6 transcription factor. Gene Ontology annotation, biological process: positive regulation of transcription by RNA polymerase II; DNA-templated transcription. Gene Ontology annotation, molecular function: DNA-binding transcription factor activity, RNA polymerase II-specific; sequence-specific DNA binding; zinc ion binding. The transcript is spliced from 3 exons. Bases 711 to 2582 code for a protein of 623 amino acids. NCBI's taxonomy places the organism in Eukaryota, Fungi, Ascomycota, Eurotiomycetes, Eurotiales, Aspergillaceae. The record is from RefSeq and is a predicted model, not a curated record.